Molecule: messenger RNA, 258 nt
Organism: Dichotomopilus funicola
Lineage: Eukaryota; Fungi; Ascomycota; Sordariomycetes; Sordariales; Chaetomiaceae
Exons: 1
Coding region: 1-258 (85 amino acids)
Source: RefSeq, a predicted model, not a curated record
AUGACCUUACCACCCGUCAAGCUCCUCCGCCCCGACGGGCUUCAGAUUGACGCGGAUACACCGUGUAUCCUGGAGGUCAACAUCCCCAUCACCCUCCCCCACCAACUCGACCCCUCGCUCCCUGCGCCUCCGUAUCAUAACCGGGACGGUGGUCCAGAGGACGAAAUUGUGUUUGAAGUUCGGGAGUCCUCGGGGUUCCUGACAACCCGCUAUAUCAAACACAUGGUUGCCGAUAGACUGCGGGGUGCACUUUCCUAG